AUGAAAGCAGAAUUCAAAUCUCUCUUCCCUCCCACAUGUUCAAUCUUUUUUUUAGUGGUUUCCCCAGAGAUCUUUAUCAUUAACGCAACCUUCAUUUUGCUCAUUCAUGGAGUUGUAUUUAGUACCUCUAAGAAAGAUGAUUAUCCACCGUUAGUCAGUAAUGUGGGUUGGCUUGGAUUACUUAGUGUUCUAAUAACCUUGCUUCUGCUCGCCGCUGGCGCACCUCUCCUAACUAUUGCCCAUUUAUUCCGGAAGAAUCUUUUUAGGAGGGACAAUUCUACAUAUUUCUGCCAAAUCCUUCUAUUAUUAAGUACGGCUGGUACCAUUUCGAUGUGUUUCGAUUUUUCCGAACAAGAGAGGUUUGAUGCUUUUGAAUUCAUUGUAUUAAUUCCACUUCCUACUCGCAGUAUGCUCUUAAUGAUCUCGGCUCAUGAUUUAAUUGCCAUGUAUUUAGCUAUUGAGCCUCAAAGUUUAUGUUUUUAUGUGAUCGCAGCAUCAAAAAGAAAGUCUGAAUUUUCCACGGAAGCCGGUUCGAAAUAUUUGAUCUUAGGUGCAUUUCCCUCUGGAAUAUUCUUGUUCGGGUGCGACCGGACUACUACCGAUCAAAUUUUUAAAACUUCUUUUUAGACUUGUGGGUGGAGACCCUCUAUGUAGUUGUCUAUCUAGGGCAAUCGAUCUACUUCCCCAUAGCCAUGAGGCUGUGUCUUGAUCUCCUACGUGCGAAAGAUGGGGGAGACGGGGUCCUUCCUAUGUGGAUUCCCCUUGGUCUAAUUCCACGACGGAGAGUCGGCGUGGCGUAAAGUGAAGAUUGGGGGGAGUAGAGCGAAAUCCCCGUCUGGGGUAUUCCGAAGGUGUAACCUAGGCAACGAAAAAGGGGCCCGAUACUUCAACUAGAGGAGCGACUCGUUGGUUCACCAAACCCCGACCCAGCCUCACACGUUCUCCAGGUCCGAAGGGAUCCAGUGCCCAACUACCGACUCCUCCCGGAAUUGCGUUAUCGGAGCCGAGCCAGGAAUAGCCAUUAGUGGACACCUACCACUUUUCACCGGUUAGAGAGGCCCUCUUUAAUACAUUAAGAAAAUAUGUUCACAGGGGCCAGAAAGACUCGGUGUCAUAGGAACUUAGACCACCUACGCGCUGGUAAACGAAAACCACCUCGACCGGAUCGGAUCUACCGAAGGCAGGCCGCCCCGUCGAAAGAAUUAGCACGCCAAAAGGCCACCAGCUUUCCCCCCAAAAAAAGGGGAGAUCCGCAGCUUACUGCUCACGGAAACAUCCGUCAAGUCGUCCGCGUAUCUUUCUGAUCUCUUUCUAUUCAUCAUAUUUUUGGCUUUGCCCAAGUUGAUGGUGUUGGCUAAAAAAAUUAAGGGGAAGAGAGGAAUUGAGUCAGUUCAAAAAAUCGGUUAGGAAUCGUACCGCUUCUUUGAACCAUUCGCUAUUGACCCCAUUCCUCUUCAUAUCGUCUACUAUUUCAAUUCAAAUAGAAGGGGUCAUGUGAGUCGCCAUUUACCCAAUUUUUUUGAUUUGAGAUGUCCCCCUAUUUUACCACGCGUCGGGUAGAAAAGGGACCUUUCCUGAACAUAAGGAGGUUAACACACGUGUGAUUUCCGCAUCCACGAGGAUCCAUAUGGAAGGGCGGCGCCUCUGUAAUGUCGGCAUAUAUCUAGUGUCUCCUCUCUUCCAAAAAAAGA
Dioscorea cayenensis subsp. rotundata (Guinea yam) is the source of this 1691-nucleotide messenger RNA. Its product is annotated as NADH-ubiquinone oxidoreductase chain 2-like. The transcript is spliced from 2 exons. The record is from RefSeq and is a predicted model, not a curated record. Lineage: Eukaryota; Viridiplantae; Streptophyta; Magnoliopsida; Dioscoreales; Dioscoreaceae. Bases 1 to 627 code for a protein of 208 amino acids.